Molecule: messenger RNA, 1161 nt
Organism: Mesorhabditis spiculigera
Lineage: Eukaryota; Metazoa; Nematoda; Chromadorea; Rhabditida; Rhabditidae
Source: the annotation of a GenBank genome assembly
AUGACCGCUGAUCAAUGGCUUAUUCCGCCCCUGCCCGAUUCGAUUCCUCCGUCGAUACUGGCGAAAGCAGACGUGCUUGUAACGAAAACAGCUUUCCUUGCCGGCCUGCUCGCACCUGAAACUGCAGCAUGCUUGAGCAGACAGCUGAAGGUCUCUGACGCCGAGUCCUCGAGGAUCAUCGACGGGCACAACACUGACCUGGAGGUGCUGGAAGACGCAACCAACUUGGCUAGCACGCAGUCCACGUUGGGGGAAAUCACCGAGCUUCGUCGACGUCUCAUUGCGGCGCUAGCCCACCACUAUCACCUUGUACAAACUCAACCGCUAUCUGACGGUAUUGGGGCUAUGGCGAGGCUGGUCGUUCAUAUGCAUUUUGCUCAGAUCGGAAUGCAUCCGCACUUGUGGUCGCUGCCUCGUGGUAUAGCUUGUAGACGAGAGGAGUAUCACGCUGCACUGGGCCUAACUGGUAGCGAGCAAGGGCGACAACCUUAUGGUGGUUUUCAGCGAACAGACAAAGCCCUUCUCGGCUUCAUCGCGUUUAUGCUUGAUGUCUGCCAUGAAGAGGUCGACUACAUGAGUGCGGCCCUAAAUCGCCGCAAGCUUCGUGAAUCAGUUACGAAUGCGUUCAACACAAACUCACGCUUAACAGAGGCCGGAAUCAGAGCAGAAAUUGCACCAGCUUUCCUGGCGCUGCUGAUCCAGGGCGCGCUUCCUCGCUCUGAGUUCAAGACUUUUACCGGGCUUCAGCCUGAAGUAGCCAGCAAUCAAGUCGACAGGUUGAUCAACAUCGGCCUAGUGAUGAGUCUGCCAUCUGACGUCAGUCUGCUGGAGGAUGAAGCGACGAAUACGUCGGACAUUCGAUGUUCAGGAUUGAUGUCGAGCCGGGCCGUUUGGCCCGAAGCAGCGACAUUUAGAAAAUGCCUCGACAAGCCGCCUACUGCUAAGCCGCCCUCCCGCAAAGACGAGCGCAGUGCACUAGUGAUUGAAACCAUCAAGCUGGACAAUGGCAGCAAGCGAUACAGGGUUGUUGAUCUUGAAGAGGGAGGCUCAGCUAGCAAGCAUGGUGUGUUCAAGAUCAGGGCUGAGGCAGAUGUUGUUUGUUCGCUGCUGAAUGCCGAGCACCCACGUCAGAGCGGUGUAGGUCGUGCUUCCGCGAGCUCC